AUGGUUGGAGCCUUGGUGGGUGCAAUCGUUGGAUCAUUGCUCUCUGUAUCCCUUAAGGCGGCUUAUGACAAGUUGACUUCUCCUGACGUUGUCAACUACUUCAAGCGAAAGAACAAUGAUUUAUUGCUGACAAAAUUGAAGAUGCUACUGAAUUCUGCUGAUGCAGUACUCAUUGAUGCGGAGGAGAAGCAAAUUACAAACUCAACCGUGAAAAAGUGGCUGGACGAUCUUAGAGAUGCUGUUUAUGUUGCGGAUGACCUCCUGGAUGACAUAGGCACUGAAGAUUUAGUAGCUGAAUUUUCGGAUGAUAAUGAGGUACGUAAAUUCUUAUCUGAUACAUUUAAUUCGUUUGACAAUCGGAUAAAAUCAGAUCUGAAAAAAAUCGUGGAAAGGUUAGAAAAUGCUAUGAAAGAAAAGGAUGUCCUUGGUCUGAAAGCGUUUGCUGAAUAUGGUGUAUAUGGUAGAGAUAUUGAUAAGCAGGAGAUAUUUAAGAAGUUGGUAUCAGAUGGUAAGGUUAGUGGGGAUGGGAUUAGUGUUAUUCCUAUAGUGGGCAUGGCUGGGGUUGGGAAAUUUGAGGUGUCUUAUAAAGCUGAGGGUUUGCGGACCUUCUUGGGACUAAAAUCAUCAUUUGAGCUGUCUUCACCAUCAAAUAAGAUAACACUGAUGGUGACAGAUGGUUUGCUGCAAAAAUUUCAGUGUUUACGGGUGUUAUCAUUUUCUACCUAUAAAAACAUAAUGGUGCUUAAAUCUAUUGAUAAUUUGAAACAUCUACGUUAUUUGAAUCUUAGUAGCACUAACAUCCAAGACUUACCUGAUUCUGAGUGUAGAUUGCAUAAUUUGCAAACCUUGUUAUUGGGGGAAUAUCGAUUCCUUGAAAACUUGCCAAUCAACAUGGUAAGCCUAGUAAACCUACGGUACCUUGAUAUAAGUGGAACUGUUUUGAAUGAGAUGCCAUUACAGAUGGGUCAAUUAAGAAGCCUCCAAAAAUUAAAUUCUUUUGUUGUGGGAAAAGACAGCAGUGAAGAUGCCAAGGAGGUUAAUUUGAAGGAUAAAAAGUACUUGUCAGAGUUGGAGUUGCAAUGGGGAUGGGGCCAUAUCAUCUCCCAGGAUGGAAAUGAAAUAGAUGUGCUGAAGCAUUUGUGUCAUCAUACAAACUUGAAAUCUCUCACCAUCCGAUGUUAUUAUGGUAAAACAUUUCCAAAUUGGUUAGGAGAUACUUCAUUCUCUAAUAUGGUGUCCCUGAAGCUUUGUGAUUGUGAGUGUUGCUCGGCCUUACCUUCACUUGGAAGUCUACCUGUCCUGAAGAAACUCUCAAUUGAAGGCUUUAAUGACGUGGUAAAUGUGGAUAAAGAGUUCUAUAGGAAUGACUCCAUUACAACUACGCCAUUCAAAUCCCUCGAAACAUUAACAUUUAAAACGAUGCCAAAGUGGAAAGAAUGGGCCACAUUUGAAGGUGACAUUUUCUCUACUCUUCGAGAACUUCACAUUAUUAACUGUCCCGUGCUAAUUGGGAAUCUACCCAAAACCCUUCCCUCUUUAACUGUACUUGAAAUUAUAAAUUGUAAGCCGCUUGUUGCUUCACUUUCUAGUUUUAUGGCUCUCCGUGAAUUGCACUUGACAGACUGUGAUAAGGUGCAAUUGAGGAAAGUACCAACUAGUCUCCAAAGUCUCACAAUUGGAGGAUGCCAUACACCUUUCCAAAUGGGUGGUCUACCCGGUACAUUAAAAUCACUUGUAAUCUCUGGGAUAUUACAAUUGUCAAGGGAUUAUAACUAUCCAUCAGUUGAAACCUUGAAAGUAAAGAAGGGCCCUGGUUUGCUCUGGUCUUUACAACUAGAGUUAUUCCCAAAUCUCAAACGAGUUGAAAUGUUGGACUGUGAACAUCUUCAAUCUCUUUCCAUAUUGGAGCAAUCUUGCCAGAGUCUUACUUCUCUUACUUGUUUGGAAAUCAAAAAUUGCCGUAAUUUUGUGUCCUUUCCUCGCAGUGGACUUUGCGCCCCAAAUUUAAGAAAGAUUGAAGUUUCUGAUUGCCAAAAGUUAAAGUCACUACCUGAUAGUAUGCACACCCUCCUCCCAUCUCUUAUGGCUUUGAUAUUGAUUCGGUGUCCAGAACUCGAAUCAGUUGCUGACUGCAGUUUUCCCUCCAACAUACAAAAACUUGAAAUCAGCUACUGUGACAAUUUUUUUCCUUCUUACAUGCAGUGGAGUUUACAGAGUCUUCACUCUCUCAAAGAAUUCAUUAUUGCCUAUCGAGGCAAUAAAGUGGAUUCCUUUCCGAGUAAGGCUUCGUUGCCCCCUAGUCUUAUCCGAUUCUCCAUCUUAACUUUUCAAAAUCUGAAAUUGCUGGAUGGUAAGGGACUUCAACACCUUACCUCGCUCCAAGAAUUGUCGAUUAUUUGGUGUAAGAAUCUUGAGAGCUUACCAGAAGAGGGCUUGCCAGAUUCACUUUCCUUCCUAUAUAUAUUGACAAGUGCUGUAAGCUGA
Messenger RNA from Quercus lobata, 2484 nucleotides. Its product is annotated as putative disease resistance RPP13-like protein 1. Lineage: Eukaryota; Viridiplantae; Streptophyta; Magnoliopsida; Fagales; Fagaceae. Gene Ontology annotation, molecular function: protein binding. The transcript is spliced from 4 exons. The record is from RefSeq and is a predicted model, not a curated record. The coding region runs from base 1 to 2484 and encodes 827 amino acids.